AUGGCGGCGCCCCGUGUCCGAGCAGUGGCAUCAUUUCUGGGAAAAUGUGGAAAUUGCAGUUCAAACAUAAACACAGUAUCGUCGCAGUCAUGUCGGCAGGUACUUAGCAGGCAGAUAUGCGUAAGCUCUGCCCUUUCUCGGAAGAAUUUGGCAGCUGCAGGACCGGAGAAAUUCACAAUGGAGUUCAUCCAAAAGCAGAUUGAAGAGUAUGAAAUUGGGAAACGGCAUCUGGCAAACAUAAUGGGAGAAGACCCCGAGAACUUCACCCAGGAAGAUAUAGACAGGAGCAUCGGCUACCUGUUCCCCUCCGGCCUGUUUGAUAAGAAAGCCCGGCCCCUCAUGAAGCAUCCCGAUGAAAUCUUUCCGAAACAGAAAGCCGUCCAAUGGGGAGCCGACGGGCGCCCGUUCCACUUCCUGUUUUACACCGGAAAGCAGUCCUACUAUUCCCUCAUGCACGAACUGUAUGGCAAAAUGCUAAACGUGGAAAAGCACCAAGAUCGGCUGAGAGCCAAAGGACUCUUCUCCAGCGACGCCAAGAAGAUCUCUCUGGGAACCAGCAGGUGGCUCAGCAAGGAGGAGCUGGAGAUGUUGCUGGUGGAGACCAUCUCCACUCACGACUACGAUCGUUUCAUCCAGCUGAUGGAGCGCAUGCUGUCCAUGCCCUACAGCAGCACGGAGGAGCCGUUUAUCCUGCACUACCGUCGGCAGCUGGAGGCUCAGUCCAGAAACCAAGUGGUGCCGCCGCUGCAGAAGGAUGACCGGGGCGUGGCCUUCAGCACCUCAGAGGGUCGGAGGAAAACGUCCACCUCAUCCGUCGUCCUGCGGGACUGCGGCGCAGGACGUAUCACCAUUAACGGCAAAGACUACCUCCAUUACUUUCCCGUCCUACAAGACAGAGAGCAGCUGAUGUUCCCGCUCCAGUUCAUGGGAAUGCUGGGCCGCUUCGACCUGGAGUGCACGGUGAGCGGCGGCGGCCGGUCCAGCCAGGCGGGGGCGCUGCGCCUCGCCACCGCCCGCGCGAUGCUCAGCUUCCUGUCCGAGGCGGAGGGGGAGACGAUGAGGCAGGCUGGCCUGUUGACCCCCGACCCACGACUAACAGAGAGGAAAAAGCCAGGCCAGGAGGGAGCACGGCGUAAAUUCACCUGGAACAAACGCUGA
Menidia menidia (Atlantic silverside) is the source of this 1158-nucleotide messenger RNA. Lineage: Eukaryota; Metazoa; Chordata; Actinopteri; Atheriniformes; Atherinopsidae. The record is from the annotation of a GenBank genome assembly.